UCAAUCCAAUUAAAAUUCAGGUUAUAUUUUUGUUUACGGCUUUUAUAAAGUUUCAAAAGUGUGGUUAAAAUACGUAAUUUAAGCGGUUUUGAAAAAUAAGUACAAGAUAGUUUAUUGGUGCUUUCGUGAAGUUCAUAAAAUGUCUAGUAAACCAAGUUCUAAGCGAACAAUAUAUGUUGGCGGUUUAGCAGAAGAGGUGGAUGAAAAAGUUUUGAAUGCCGCUUUCGUUCCUUUUGGAGACUUAGUCGAUGUACAAAUACCUUUAGAUUAUGAGACUGAGAAGCACCGAGGUUUCGCCUUCGUUGAAUUUGAGAAUGCCGAAGACGCUGCAGCUGCUAUUGAUAACAUGAAUGAUUCCGAGUUGUUUGGUAGAACAAUAAGAGUGAAUGUAGCUGCCCCACAGAGGAUAAAGGAGGGUUCCACCAGGCCAGUGUGGUCAGAGGACAGCUGGCUGCAGAAGCAUGCUGGUGAAACACUAACAAUCAACAAGGAAGGAGAAGAGGACACUGCUAAGGAUAAAACUGAAGUUUCCGAAUCAGUUCCAGCUAAGCCUACAGAGAAACGUAAUCCCCAAGUAUACUUUGAUGUGUGCAUCGGAAAGCAGGAGUUGGGUAGAAUAAUAAUGAUGCUCCGAGCAGACAUUGUACCAAAAACUGCGGAGAAUUUCAGAGCAUUGUGUACACAUGAGAAAGGAUUUGGCUACCAAGGGAGUAGCUUUCAUAGAAUCAUACCUGAUUUUAUGUGUCAAGGAGGUGACUUCACAAAUAAUAAUGGAACUGGAGGUAAAUCUAUAUACGGGCGUAAAUUUGAAGAUGAGAACUUUACAUUGAAGCACACAGGGCCCGGAAUACUGAGUAUGGCUAACUCAGGCCCUAAUACUAACGGAUCACAAUUCUUUCUCUGUACUGCCAAAACGGAUUGGUUGGACAAUAAGCAUGUGGUGUUUGGCCAUGUGAUAUCGGGCUUGGAUGUGCUCAAGAAGAUGGAGAGGUACGGCAGCAAGAGCGGCUCUGUCUCCGCCAAAGUCACUAUCAGCAAUUGUGGAGAAUUACAAUGAUAUUAAAUGCUA
Molecule: messenger RNA, 1069 nt
Organism: Papilio polytes (common Mormon)
Lineage: Eukaryota; Metazoa; Arthropoda; Insecta; Lepidoptera; Papilionidae
Gene: cyp33
Product: peptidyl-prolyl cis-trans isomerase
Exons: 5
Coding region: 140-1057 (305 amino acids)
Biological process (GO): protein folding; protein peptidyl-prolyl isomerization
Cellular component (GO): intracellular membrane-bounded organelle
Molecular function (GO): RNA binding; peptidyl-prolyl cis-trans isomerase activity
Source: RefSeq, a predicted model, not a curated record